GUCGCUGGGGCUCUCUGCGCUUGACAGUUGUACCUGAAGGAGAAUGCCGAGAAGCGGCGGGAGCACCGGCGGUGUUCAGAGACUUCCCACCGCUAAGGAGACGGGUUCUGGUUCUGACGGAAACAUGUCGGGGGAGAAGGCUGUCGGAACUUCCUGCAACAAGUUCCAACCGAACAUCUUCAAUAAAACCAAAUGUCAGAACUGCUUCAAGUCCCGGGAGGUGCAUCUGCUGUCCGACGGAGACAUGGAGCAGGCCAAGCCCAUCUAUGCCAGCUGGUUAUGUUUGGCACCUGUUGGGACAGAUUUUGCCAACCCCAUGCAGAGGUCCAGGAAGUGGCAGCGGCGUUUCUUCAUCCUGUACGAACACGGCAGCCUGAGCUACGCGCUGGACGAGCUGCUCAGCACGUUACCUCAGGGGACGGUCAACAUGAAUCUCUGCACAGACAUCACCGAUGCAGAACCCAGAACGGGUCAGAAAAACGCUCUGUGCAUCACCACGCCAUCACAGGAGAUCUUCAUCCGCGGCGACAACAAAGAGGUCAUCAACGGGUGGAACGAACAGCUUGCCGUUUACUUACGACCCAACAAACAGAAUCAAAAGAAGAAACGUAAAGUGGAGCCUGUAGCCAAUCAGGAGCCCAGUCCUGCCAAGAUGGCGGCCACUUGUCCCUCAUCAGAGGGGGCUGUCCCGGACUCUGUCCCGUGGCAGGAAGAGCAGCAUGGGGGAGAUGUGACUCCGGUCUGGACUGUCUCAGGACCAGAUCCGUCGGGACCCGAGUGGACCCCUGCAGACAACAUGUCCUCCUACCCGUGUCAGGCCUCCAGGAACUCUGGAACCUCGGGUGGUGCUGGCCAUUUUACUACAGAUGAAAACACCGGCAGUGAUCAGUCGACCGACGUCCCAACAUCAGCAGCAAAACCGAACCCGGACAGAAGCCAGAAUACCUCAGCAGAACAGCUGCUGGGCUUGGGGGCCACCGAGAAACCUCAGAGAGAUGGAACCAGCAUCUGCAGGCAGGGCAGGACGGCGGCUCGGACGGCCAAGCAUGAGAACCUGCAGCGAAGCGGAUGUGAGGCCCUGCUCAGUGCUCCUCCUCCGGUCCAGAGGAGAUCCAGGUCUCUGGACCGGAGGACAUCGGACAUCGUCAUGACUCCAGACUUAUUAAACUUCAAGAAAGGCUGGAUGAUGAAACUAGAUGAGAAAGAUCAGUGGAAGAAGUAUUGGUUUGUUCUGUCGACGGACCGUCUCAGAUUCUACAGCGAUUCCGUAGCUGAGGAGACCUCAGAUCUGGGUGGAGAAAUCGACCUAACGAAGUGUUUCAGUGUGUCUGAGUGUCAGGUCCAGAGGAACUACGGUUUUCAGAUCCAUACCCUGAUGGGCACCUUCACGCUGUCGGCCAUGACGGCAGGAAUACGCAGGAACUGGAUCCAGGCGUUGAUGAAGAACGUGCAUCCAGGCAACGCUCCGGAUGUAGCCAGUUUACCUGGACAGCAUAUUACCUGUAGCUCACCUGAGCUCAUCCCCAAACCAGAUGUGACUCAGGAUUCUGCUUCUAAGGACAUCUCCGUGGAGAAAGACCCUCACUCCAGGACUGUGACUGAAAGAAGGCAUGAAGACCACUACAAGACCUUUGACUGCUCUGAGAUCAGGCCCCAGAGCGACGAGACUGACCACCAGAAACCUCUGCCCCCCCUGGAGCUGGGAGACCUGGAGAGACGGAGAAGGCGGGAGGAGAGGAGGAGAAGGUACGAGAGCAUGCUGGGCUUCUCUCUGGGUCACACCGAGCCUCAGCAGACCGAGGAUGGUGAUGUGAGAGCGCUGAGUCCACAGUUACAGCUGAGGAUGGAGAAGCAGAUAGAGGAGUGCUGGAGGAAGGUGGAGAGGAGCGGAUUCAUACCGGAGAGGAAGGUGCUGCUGAGUGUUGAUACCAGAGAUUGUUCUGAGGUGGAGAAGAUCCACAGCUACAGGAAGACGGUGGAGGAUCUGAAGGCGCAGCUGGCUGAGUCAGAGUGCUGCAGGCUGAAGCUGGAAACUUGGAUCAGCACCGCGGGGUUCUACCAGGAACAGCCGAACUUCCCAGUUUCUCCUGGAGCUCUUUUCUGCCCCGUGGACAUGAAUGAAGAGCAUCUUAAAGACCUGAACAAGUCCUACGGCGAGUCCAGAAAGGUUUUGUUUCAGCAGCAACACGUCAGGCCACAGAAGCAAGAGCAUCUUCAUCUUAACUCAUCCUCAUCAGCAGCACAGCUGCCCAGCAUCUGGCUGAAGGACGCAGAGCACAGUUUACAGCACCUGGAUGGAACUUCACACAGCCAGCAGGACACGUCCCAGAAGGAAGGACCAGUUUCAGGAUUACAUUUUAAUGGUGGCACAGCCCACCACCUGGACCGACGGGACCAUCAGCUGUUCCCCGCCUCAGAAACCAACAGAGAGUUUCAACUCGUGGAGGAGACGACUCAUGAGGACUCCACUUUAGGCGUCGAUGCUUCUGACCCAUCAGUGGUGAAGCACCUGUCCCAGGAGGUCGAGGAGCUCACAAAGCAGAACAAAGCUCUGGACCAGCAAAACCAGGAGAUGAUAAACCAGCUGAUGGAGGCCGACCGCGAGAUUGCACGGCUGAAAGCUGAACUCGGCAGCAAGCUCUCCGAGGCCCGUCUCCUCUCUGAACUAAAACUACAAGCGAAGACGAUGGAUGAUCUGGACAAGCAGCUGAGUUUGAGGAACCAGGAGCUCCUGGAUGUUCGGACACUGAUCUCCUCCUCUCUGGGGACUGAGGGGCUGAAGAGCGCUGCAGAAGUUCCGGUAGAAGAAAAAUGCAGGAGGAGUUCAGAGACAUCAGAAGAAGGUCCACUUCAGUGUCUCCAGGCUGCAGAGACUAAGCUGAUGAAGGUGGAGAAACAGCUGGAAGAGUCAACCCAGACCUGCAGGCAGCUCCCGCAGCAGAACACACAACUAAACCAAACAGGAGAACUUUACCUCCAAAGAGCUUCAGAAGCUGAAGCAGACCUCAAGAGACUGAAGGAGCAGCUGAAGGAGGAGCUGGAGAAGCAGCGACUUGAAAAAGAGGAGAGGAACCGGAGAAAAACUGAUGAAGAACAGAUCCUGCAGGUGACCGAGGGGAUGGUGACACGACUGAGAGCUUCGGAAAAGCUGCUGGAGGUCAUGGACAAGUUGGAUUUCAUUGGGGGAGCUGCGGAGGAGCAGGAGGAGAGUCCCGAUGUAGUGAGACAGCUGAGGUGGGAGGAGGAGUUUUGGAAGUUGCUGCUGAACAAACUGAAGGCUGACCCGACCCAGCUGGAGAACCCGGUUGGAGUUCUUCUCAGUGAAAUAACUGAACGUUUGAUGUUGGAGACACAAGUUCUACUAGAAGCUCACGAGCUGCUUCUCCAAACAGGUGAGCUGACAGGAAUCCAAACACCUGAGAGCAGAUCUUCAGCAGCUUUAAACGGAGUUACAGAACCAGAACCCAGUAUGUUUGGAUGCAAGCAGCUGGGUGAGAUGGAGCAUCUGAAAGCCUUCACACAGAUAAAAAUCAGGUUAUUAGAGCAGACCUCCUCCAUCAGAUCCUCCACACUCGAUGAGCUGCUGCUGGCUGCCAACAGGCUCUACGAUCCUCACUCUUCUCCGAAUCCUAGACCAGUUUUGUUCCUUCACUCAGCCGCCGCUGAAGCUCUGUUCUGCUGUCGGUUAGCCCGGCUCCGCUCCGGAUGUGAGAGAAGGCUCUGCUGCGUCGGCCUCCUGCGGGAAAACCAGGAGCUGAAAGCUAAACUAUCAGACGUGGAAGAACGCCACCUCUCAUUUGGUUCUCAAAUGAGCGUGUGCUGCCAGACAGAUGAGAUUUACCUUCAGCGCUCAGAAUCGCAGAACGACCCUCCUCUUGGAGGCCAGAUGGUCUCAGGGGAAUGUUUAGGAGAAGGGGAAGCGAUGGAGUCCAACACGGAGGUUUCAGAUGUGGGAGUGGAAGUGACCGAGCUGGAGAAUCCGUCGGUGACAGACCAGAUGAAGGAGGACUCGGACCAGAAGAUGAGCGUUGUGCUGAAGCAGCAUGAGGAGGAGAAGGACAAGCUGAAGGCCGUGUGUGAGCGGGGGCUUGCCGCCAUGGAGGAGUGUCACCGGAAGGUGGUGGAGGAGCUGCGGCGUCUGCACCAACAGGAAGUGGAGCGCCUCCUAGUGGAGAAAGACCAGCUCCUGGAGGAGGAGAGCGCAGCCACUGCCACUGCGAUCGAAGCCAUCCAGAAUGCUCACCGCGUGGAGCUGCAGAGGGAGGUCCAGAGGAGGCGUCAGUCAGAGAACGGGAACACACAGCUGGAGGAGAUCCAUCGGCAGCACCGGGAGGAGCUGGCCUCCGUCCAGCGGGAGCUCGGUGUCUUGUCCCAGCAGUUUUCCCUGAAGUGUCUGGAGAUCAGACAUCUUGUCCAGGCUCUGGACGCUGAGAGGAGAGCUUUGUGUCAGUGCCAGCAGGAGAACCAGGACCUGAGGAGCAGAAACCAGGAGCUGAGUGCUCAGCUGGCUGAAGAAAUCACCAAAUUAUGUUCUAUGGCCAAGCGGAACACACUGGCAGUCAGUCAGGGGAUGGACGUGUACGAGAUGGAGGUCCGAGUGCAAGAUGUUGUUUUGACUAACUAACCACGAGGGACUUCAGGAGGAAGAGACAUGAAACGCCAUCUAUGCCGAUCUACGUACCUUCGGAGACUCCCGUGUAUGAUCCGGAAUGCCAGGUCCUCGGACCCUCCUUUGGUGCUGGAACUGAUAGCACAGUGUCUGCAGCACGACAAACCAGUCUACGGAUCGACUCACGGUACGACGGCAGGUUUCGGCGUCACGUGGAGAGUUCAGCUUUUAUUCUGAAGGAACCGUCGUCUUGUUGAUAAAACAACAGAGUUUUCCAGCUUGACAGUUCUCAGCUUAAAAGUAGAAAAUACAGCUGGCCAGUCUGCACUUCACUUAGCGAUGAUGGAUUUGAGAGCUGGUCGAGCUACGUUGAAGAGCUUCGUUGGAAGUCGAUGGAAACUCAGAUGGAACUGAAUUAAAAAUGGCGUUGUUCUGUUUUAUUAAGCUUAGUUGUUUAUGAUUCUUAGCCAACCGGAGUGGACAGAUUAACUAAACAUCACAGAACUCUGCCUCGCAACAGAAAGGAAGUUCUGAUUGGAUGAAUGAACAAUGUGUCAUGUGUUUACCUUAUGUGGAUCAGGGUGUCUAGCUCAGUCCUGUUAAUUCAUUAAACACAUAAAUCAUACAUUGUGAUUUCACAGAUCAGUCACCUGAUUAUUACUGACCAACAGUUGUUUUGAUUAGCUUUAUUACAAAUAAAGUUCUUUGAUUAACUAAUGAAAAGCGUUCUUCGUCCUUCUUCUGUCUUCUUUGCUGGAAUGUAAACAUCAGAAGCAAGCACACAACCGUGGCAAUUCAUGCAUGCUGUCACUGUGGAAAAGGGCAGCUGUUAAGGGCAGAAAUAGCAUAUCCAUAACGCUACACAUUUAAACGGCAUUACUCCCAACACUGACUACCACAACCUGGGACUACCUCAAGUAGACUAGUAUACUACUUCCAGGGAACACUGUUGGAACACCUUAUUUAAUUUAUUUGAUUAUAGGUUAGGUCUUGUCUAUCCUGUUACCUAUUUAAUAUUACUUUAUUGUUAGGGCUGUUUUUGUUGUGCAUCUGCACUUUAUGUUGUCAAUGUCUACGCAUGGGACAGUGUGAAACGUAAUUUAAAUUCCUUUGUAUGACGAGCACAUUUGAAGAAAUUGACAAACAAAGUUUUCUAUUCUAUUCUAUCAUACCUUUUGUUUUACAACAGCAUCAGUACGCUUCCUGUGCACAGAUUAUUAAGGAUGCUUGUUUCAGCUGUGAGAUUAGACGAUAGGAUCAAUUAAAAAAUAAGUUGUCACACACAAAUAGUGGCUUUCAAAUAGUUUUGUUACUUUUUACAAGUUUAGAAAAGCAGCAGAUGAGACAGCAUGUGUGAUAAUUUAGUUUCUCAUCUGAUAAUAUUAGAACAUGUCAGUAAUGUCUGAGGGGCUUUUACAAACACUGUAUAACUAACACUCCUGGAGAAGGUAUGGAUUACACAGAGGCUUCUGGGGAGGCUUUUUGCCUUGGCCCCCAAAAUGUCUUGAAACGGCCCUGGGUGUGUGACUGAGUGUUGAAGGUGAUCUGAACUGUAUCAGAUGUAUAAAUAUUACAUGUGUAUAACUUAUUGUUUUAUACAGGUAAAAACGUGUAGUGGAGAUAAAUCUACCUACAUUUUAGUUUUUGUUUUCUUGCUUUUAUUUAACUAUUUCCUGUCCUGUCUGUCUCUCAUCUUCCUGCAUCUCCUCUAAAC
Nothobranchius furzeri (turquoise killifish) is the source of this 6323-nucleotide messenger RNA. Its product is annotated as myosin phosphatase Rho-interacting protein. Gene Ontology annotation, cellular component: actin cytoskeleton. Gene Ontology annotation, molecular function: actin filament binding. Lineage: Eukaryota; Metazoa; Chordata; Actinopteri; Cyprinodontiformes; Nothobranchiidae. The record is from RefSeq and is a predicted model, not a curated record.